UUUCUGCUCCUCUCAUUGGCUCGUCCUCCUCCUCUCCAGCCGACAGGGGGCGGGCACCGGAGCGCUCAGGUUGUGCAGAGGGAACAUACCGAAGAGCUCCAGCACGCUCCUUUGUGCAAACGAGCCGGUCGGAGUGGCAGCAGCUGCAGGCGCGCAGGCCUGUGCCGCACCCUUUCUGCUCCUCCCGGGACCCAGAGCGCGGAUCAGUGCGCGCAGGUAACGACCAGCCCAACUCCAGGAAGCAGCUGGAAAGUGCCAACCCAGGUGACGGAGACCAUACACCGCCUGUGGGACGCAGAGAAAAAGCUUGAAUGGAGUCUGGGUAGAAAUAGAUAGAAGAAAAACACAAUCGUCCAGGAGAUUUGCUUUUUAUUUUCACACCUUUGUUGGUGUUUUCUUUCCUUUCUUUUUUCUUUUUAAUCUUUGUGCCCAGACUGUUGGAAGUGCGCAGGAGGAGAGCUCAGGUGCGCAUUGUUUCUCCACUCGACGACCUCUUAUCAGGAUAUACUUGACAAAAGAGUUCCUGAACGCCAGGAGAGAUUGAACAUCCAGUGCCCUGGACAGCUGCACCAGUUUGGCUGUGGACUUCAAACUGGAUCCCUCCGGUGCUCACCUGUCCAGCUCCAACCCUCCACAGCCGGACAGUCUGAAUGCUGCCUUAGUCCUUCAGCUCUGCUCUCUGUCUGCAGCGCCGCCCUCCUCUCUCCUCUCCACCUCUUCUCUGAUCCCCCAUCCACCUAAGAUCUCAGCAUGGAUACAGACACAGUGGAUAAAGAGGGAUGCUACUACAACCAGACUGUCAAAUUUUUCUACGAGGAGAGUGGCAAGAACAUCAGCGCCCACUGGCGCAAACGAGACUAUGUGAUCGUCACUCUGGGAAUGACAGUUUGCUUCAUUGUUAUCUUUUCCAACCUUUUGGUCAUAGCGGCCAUUUUUAAAAACCGACGCUUCCACUUUCCCAUCUACUACCUGUUGGGCAAUCUGGCCUUGGCAGACCUUUUCUCAGGUGUCUCCUACCUCCACUUGAUGUUUCAUACUGGUCCCUGGACCAUUCGAUUGUCCAAGUACCAGUGGUUUGUGCGUCAGGGGCUGAUCGACACCAGCCUGACGGCCUCAGUCCUCAACCUCCUGGCUGUAGCCGUGGAGCGCCAGCAAACCAUCUUCAACAUGCAGCUGCACAGUGAGAUGAGCGCCCGGCGUAUUUUCGUCAUCAUAAUCAUCAUCUGGCUGUUGGCGAUAAUGCUGGGCCUGGUUCCCACCAUGGGCUGGCACUGCCUGUGCGACCUGCCCAAUUGCUCCACUAUGGCGCCGCUGUACAGCCGCAAAUACCUAAUAUUCUGGGCUGUUCUCAACUUGCUGACCUUCUCCAUCAUGGUGGCUGUCUACACCCGGAUAUUUCUCUACGUGAGGCACAAGAGCAAGCAGAUGUCUCAGCACACCAGCCAGCAAAGACACAAAGAUACGGUGUUCAACCUGAUGAAGACCGUCUCCAUGAUCCUGGGCUGCUUUGUGAUCUGCUGGACGCCCGGCCUGGUCGUGCUGCUGCUCGACGGUCUGGGCUGUGAAUCGUGUAAGGUGCUGCGCUAUGAGAAGUACUGCCUGGUGCUGGCCGAGUGCAACUCCUUCGUCAACCCCAUCAUCUACUCCUUCAGGGACAAAGACAUGAGGAGGACCUUCAAGGAAAUCCUGUGCUGCCUGUGCCGGCGGAGCGAAAGAAGCGGGGACACCUCUGAAGUUCACUUUAACUCCCUGGAGCACGAGAAGUCUCAUAGCGUCGAGCCUAUAGAGAGGAGCAAUGGGACGCCUCUCAUCGCGGAGAAGAAGAAGACAUCAGAAGACGUCCCUGCCUCUUCAGAAAACUGGAAGUAACUCAAACGACAGUCAAUUUUCAAUACACUCAUGCGAUGUAUACACACACCUGACAGCAGAAAUCUACCGAUCUGUGUAUGAACCACAUAAAGAAGCUUCAGGAGGUGCUCCUCCUUGGCCAGCAGACUGCUGUGGCACGAAUCAGAACGGAUUUAUGUUUUCCAGUUGGAUUUAUACCUCUGCUGCCCUUGUGAAUUUCUCUUUGGAGAUUAAUAAAGUAUCUAUCUAUCUAUCUAUCUAUCUAUCUAUCUAUCUAUCUAUCUAUCUGUCUCAUGAAGUGAUGGGGGAAAGAAGGACUGAUUGACUUCUCACAUCAAAAUGACAGCUCAUGCAUCUUCUAAUUAAAAAAAAAACUCUUUGUUGUCGGCACCUAGUUGACAUGAGACGAUAACAGCCCCUUCACUCCACAACACGGGAGACAUGUGAGCUCAUUUCCUGACGAGAAACAAAUGAUCUGCCAGUUUUUUCCUGAAGCGACAACGGAAGACGAAGAACACCUGGAACAAGAUUCAUGGAAGAACUGACUGGAAGCGUGUAGACUGUCGCCAAGCAUGUGACGGUGGAGUGUCAGGAAGUAAGAAGUCCAGCAACGCCACCCGUACAGUCAGCUGCCUGUGUAUCACCUGACGAAUUGACGUUACCACAGCUGAUGUCAUAAUGCAAGUUUUAUUGUACAGUAAAUCCUCGUUCUCAAACAGAUUAUACUUGUUAAACAGUUUUGUUAAGCCGUCGUGUGAUCAGAGGCAUUCCUGUUGUUUAGUCUCCUCACACUUGGGUGGACAAAAUAAGAGAAACUCCAGGCUGUAUAAUGAAAUGCAGUUCAACCUCCAGAAAAUGAUCGUGCAGCUGAAUGGACACCUUCGUGGAGGGAGGAUUUACAGCGGGGUUGCAUUGAAGUGUUCACUUAUCUAAUAGUUUGGAACCUGAUGCUAUCAGGGCUCAUUCAUGACAAAAAAGAUAUGAGUUUCCAUCAGAGGCCGCUGCAGCUCAGAGAAAGGUCAACGCCACUCAUUGAUAAGGCUGUAAGGAAUUAGAAGGUGGAACUAAUGCUUUGUAAGAGGUUAAUAAACCAUGUCUUAAUGCGCUAUUGAUCACAUGUGGGCUAUUAUCAGCCUGACAUUUGGGUUGGCAGAUUGUGUAACUUGCUUAUUGUUUAUUUUGGUUGUCAGUUCACACAUUAGUACCUCUAGUAGACAGAUUUGCAGAGCUGCAAAGCAAUCACGUGAAAAUUCGGUUUCCUGCAGGCUGCUGCUUUAAUGUUCAAAUGGGUGCUGUUUUUUUGUAGCCUUUUUUUCUUAUUAUUUUUAAAACUGCCACAGUCAUUUUGUUGGGCUCAAUCAAUUUGCUGCAUUUUAAUUUUGAGCUUUCACCUUUUAAUUAGCUGUCAAGAUAAACGCACACAGCAUGCUAAAAAGUGGAUCAACUCACAAUACCGAGUAGAUUAUAUAUAAUGUGGCAACCCCAAAUCAUUUUUCAUUCAUGGAUUGUUACUAGUGUAAAUGUAUAAUAUUUGUUAACAUUAAUAAAGCCAAAGCUAGAACAUGUAACACUGUUACAGCCUAUCUGCAUUUGUUCGGUACAAAUCUUAAUCAUCUUGUUGGGUUAGCUUGCUACAAAGCUGUACAUGUUAAAUAUUUACUCUUUUUUGCUCCGGUGUGAAAUAUAUGUGUGCCAAAAAAUGUUGGAUCAUUUCUGACCCUCAGUAAGUGGAUGUUUUCUUGAUGUUAUUGAAUAUCAAAGUAAACACACUGACUUGUCAUUUAAAAGACUUUGGUGGCUACUGUGGUUUGGUUUGGGAUCCUCUGUGGCGAGAAUCAACUGUGGUUAAAGUUUGUUUUUUUUGUUGGUUCACAGACAGCAGAUAAUGCUAUAAGCUGUUUCUUCGUCUUGUCUCUGUACUUCAGUGUGUAUUUUCUGUGUUUGUGCUGGCAUUUGCAUCAUGUAAACUGCCUCUGUACUGACACACAACAUUACAGUGUAAAUAGUUUGUGAUGUACAGCUUUAUUUAUGAUCGCAUUCUGACAGUAGAUAUUCUGUACAGCAUGCAGUGCAUCAGAGGCAAAUAAACAGAACAGGAGCUCAUGUU
Molecule: messenger RNA, 3955 nt
Organism: Acanthochromis polyacanthus (spiny chromis)
Lineage: Eukaryota; Metazoa; Chordata; Actinopteri; Pomacentridae
Product: lysophosphatidic acid receptor 2-like
Exons: 5
Coding region: 751-1869 (372 amino acids)
Biological process (GO): G protein-coupled receptor signaling pathway
Cellular component (GO): membrane
Molecular function (GO): lysophosphatidic acid receptor activity
Source: RefSeq, a predicted model, not a curated record